AAGAGAAGUGAAAAAACCACCUGGUAGAAGCUGUUACAGGUAGGCUUCAAGAAAAAGUGAAAGUGGUGCUGAAGAAAAAACAGGAGAUUAUAACGAAUUUCAAAGAAAAUCGUCUCCGCGGAGUUGCGGAAAAUGUAGUUCUGUAUGCAGCAAGUUGCCGCCGAUUUUAUGUUCAAGUCUUUUACAGAACUGUGUGAAACCGUUCAGAUCACUGCGGAAGGAACCAUGAGGUUAAUCCAGAGAGGAUCGCAAGAGUGAAGCGAUGCAGGUAGACGUUCACUACAGCCCGGUUGGCGAGAGACCCGGUCCGGGAACAGGCGAAUUCUGCCUGUAUGUGUGGAUCCGGAGAGUUGCCGUGAUUGCCGCACACGUCACCGCCGUGGGGUUGACAAUCCUAAUGUCGCUGCUGUCCCGCCCAGGAACAAGUCUCUUCUCUUGGCAUCCUGUGUUUAUGUCUGCUGCUUUCUGCCUGUGCAUGACUGAGGGGGUGUUGCUCUUCUCCAGGGAGUGCUCCCCGUUCUGCUUCCAGUCCCGGAAGGGCAGGGUGCGUCUGCACUGGCUCCUGCAGGUCCUGGUGCUGCUGGGAGGGGUGACAGGCGUGGGCUUCAUGGUGGCCAGCAAGCGUGUGUCGGAGCGCCCCCACCUGGCCAGCUGGCACAGCAUUCUGGGUGUGUGGACUCUGGCAGUCACAGCACUCCAGGUGGCCUUUGGCCUGUGCUUGCUCUUCCCCAAACUGCCACGCACCCCUUCCCUCUCCCGCCUCAAACUGUACCACGCCACCUGUGGCCUGGUGGCCUACCUGCUGGCCGUUGCCACGAUAACGCUGGCCAUGUUCACAGACUGGUUCCAGGCCACAGUCAGGGGCGUGCUGUGGUACAUACUUGUGCUGCUACCCCUUCUCCCUGCCCUCGUGAUCAUGAACCAGAUCACCAGCUCCUACCUGCCUAAGAGGAAAAUCAGCACCUGAGACAUACCCGUACCUGCCCUACCAUCUCCCGGGACUAUCGCAUUACCUGUCUUUACUCAUGGGCAGAGAGAGGGAGACAGGUUGCAGUCAAGCUGUGAUUGAUUGACUUUUUUCUAAUGGGAGCACAUGCUCCAAGCAGGACUUUAAAAUCAGGUUGUUUCAAGGGUUGUAAAGCAGCAGUCUGAGUCCAAGGGUAGUGGAUGCCCUCAUCAUCACAAAUUUUUUGUUUCUGA
This is a messenger RNA of Megalops cyprinoides (Indo-Pacific tarpon), 1200 nucleotides long. RefSeq names its product cytochrome b561 domain-containing protein 1-like. Gene Ontology annotation, molecular function: transmembrane monodehydroascorbate reductase activity. The record is from RefSeq and is a predicted model, not a curated record. NCBI's taxonomy places the organism in Eukaryota, Metazoa, Chordata, Actinopteri, Elopiformes, Megalopidae. The transcript is spliced from 4 exons. The coding region runs from base 263 to 967 and encodes 234 amino acids.